UAUUAUGGAUCACUUGAAGCAGUGGGUUGCUUGUAUACACGUGACUCCACUCUGCUAGUAUAUGAAGCUCUGCAAUGGCCUGUAGGACUGUACUCUGCCAAUAGCAACGCGAACACCAUGGAGGGAGGAAACUGGCACCAGAAGGCCUGUGUGUAUGGCCUGAUAGCAGCACUGAUGAUUAUGAUAACGACAACGUGCAUCGAUGCUUAUCCUACAUACGAGGCAUGGGACAUGAAAGAAAUAACAGAAGAAGACAUGAAUAAACCUACACAUUGUCAGUCAGAUAUUGAAGCAGAAACAGUGUGUCAAAGAUGCGCCAAAUCAACCAAAUCAAUAAAAGUAUACCCAAUGUGUUGUGAUCGUAAUGACAAUGUGCUGGAAUGGUGUGAGAUAUACCUGAAACAUGGCAUCCAGGGUUCAGAACCAAUGUAACUGGCAAAAAAAGAAAAUGGUAAAAGACCUAUCAAUUAUUAAUGAAGGGAUUUUAACCACUUGAAAGUAAAUACAGUGCACUUCUCACUACAUCCUCCAUUCCAUCAAGGGAUGAAGAGUGAUAGGAUCUGCUUCAUACGGGUAAACCAAACUAUGAACAUUCUAACUGCACCUUUGGGUUUUGAGAUGACUCAGUUGGGCAAAAGAAAUGUGACAUAAUUUCCCUGGAUUCCAUUCAAAUUUGUGCCUUAAGUAAAAUAAUACUUACAUGAUUUAUUCUUGGUCAUUUUGUGUGUAAAUAAUCAAUUAUAUAAAUUAUCUUGCAAUACAAAAACUUGUAAGGAAAAAUUCUCACCAGUCUCAAAUAUUACAUACAAGAAAGAACCAUUCUAUCAUUCACUCAUUCACUGUGAUAUAAUUGUGAGGUUUAAAUGAAUUGAAAUUUAUGAGUCUCUUUUAUUUAUUACUCACACACAAGAAAAGUAAAACAGACUCUGAAUACAGAGUGUCAGAAAGAUUUAAGAACAAAAAUAUUUAUUUUUAUUUUUUACAUUAUUGUGUAUUACAAUUAUGAAACACUGAAUCUAUUAAUGCUGAUAGAAGCUGAAUAAUAAAAAGUAUCGUGCCUCUCACUAUAAAGAGUGUAUGAAUUCAUAAUUAAUGAGACCUAUUAUGGAGUCUGUGUGAUGUACUAUGCUUGUCUUCUACAAGCACAAAGUGAUGUAAUAAAGUUUAUUGUCCGUGUAGGAUUUAGUUCAGAGGUGCAAUGAAAUAUUAGUAAGUCAAAUCUAUAUUUUAUUACAGAUUUUAAUAAACCAACUACUAUAAUGACAAAGCUUUAUUUGAUAAUUGUUAAGUUUUGUUAGAAAGAUUGCUUUCUUUGUUCGUGUUACUCCAGAUAUUCCACAAGUUCUGAAAC
Zootermopsis nevadensis is the source of this 1351-nucleotide messenger RNA. RefSeq lists its product as uncharacterized. Lineage: Eukaryota; Metazoa; Arthropoda; Insecta; Blattodea; Termopsidae. The record is from RefSeq and is a predicted model, not a curated record.